UUUUGGCUUGGCCUAUCAUCACACCUUCCAUGCCUCCUUAUAUAGAUGAAGUCUGGGCCCGUCGGCCCGCAGCCACUGAGGGUUCGGGAUUCCAUAUAACCUAACCAUAACACGACUUCACAUUUUGAAAUGUUGGAAUUAAAAUUUCGUGAUACUUGGAAAAAAGAACAAGAAAAUGCUGUUCAAAGCAAUUGCAAGCUCUUUGGCGUUGGCGGCCACAACACUGGCACAGACAACCCCAGCUGGAUUCACACCUGCGACGAACCAGACUUUGGACGUUUACUAUGGAUCAACUUAUAUCUCUCCCGGUUUGAUGGUGAAGAAGUCAUCUGUCGCAUCGAAGCCUGUCAUCGGAGUCACAGGGAUCGAAGUCUCUGGCAAGUACUUACUUGCUAUGAUCGAUAUCGAUGUCCAGGCACAAGGUGGAGGUUCUGGUCGCACUACUGUUCUGCACGCUUUGCUCCAGGACUACACUCCCUCUACACAGAAGCAGAACGGAAGCACGGUCCUCACAACAACGGCGAACACACCCUCGUCCUAUUUUGGCCCUGCACCACCGGCUGAGAAUCCUAAGCACCCACACAACUACGUCUUCUUGCUGCACAAGCAACCCGAUGGGUUCGCCGUUCCCUCUGCCCACAGGCAAGCUGUCUCCAGCCGAUUCGGCAUCGACUGGAACAAGUUCAUCGUGGACGCUAAGUUGAGCCCGCCUAUUGCUGGGAACUACCUCCAGGUUCAAAGUGGAGAUAACACCUUGAAGGGACGUAAACUGUAAGGAGAAUCGGCUGUCAAUGCUUGGUCAAGGUUGGCG
Molecule: messenger RNA, 811 nt
Organism: Aaosphaeria arxii CBS 175.79
Lineage: Eukaryota; Fungi; Ascomycota; Dothideomycetes; Pleosporales
Product: PEBP-like protein
Exons: 3
Coding region: 176-775 (199 amino acids)
Biological process (GO): regulation of proteolysis; regulation of Ras protein signal transduction
Molecular function (GO): peptidase inhibitor activity; phospholipid binding
Source: RefSeq, a predicted model, not a curated record